GUUCUUUUGCUUCUGGCCGACAGGUAAAGUGGACUUUCCCUUUGUCAGUGUAACCAGAGAGGACAAACACCUUCACUUGAGCUUCACACACCCAGCAGUUCUAUAUUCCCCUGGUCACAAAUCCAAGAAGAAGAAAAGCCUAGACUCCCAGAUGCGCCUGCCCAUCUUUCACUACGAUAUUCACAUCAUUAACCAGACUGAGUCACAUAAACACAGCUGCUCAGAGAGUGUAUGUCAGGACAAGCUCCCAGUGCAUGACAGUGAGAAAAUCUAUUGUUUGAUCAUGAGUGGAGAGAUGAAGAAAAUAUCUGUACAAGCUACAGAGAAGUACUGUUCGAAGCCUCUGAAAGCUGCAGGAAUCAGUGCCCUUGCCUACAUUUUACCUAUUGUUCUGGUGGUGGUUGGUGGUCUCCUCAUUGUUUUAAUGGUGUUUGUCAAGAAAACAAAAUCAAUGCCUUUACUUCCAAGCUCUCUGAACAUUUCUAAGAGCAAUGGUCAUCGGCCGGAACAAAAAUCACAUGAGUCAGAGUAUUCUUCUGCACAUCUGGACCCUUCUUCCCCUACAUUACUCAUCACACCAAACCAGGACACAGCAGAUUACAGUAGUUCAGGUGAAUGCACCAUACGACUGCGUCUUGGAAUAAAAGAAGAAGACAAUGAAAUCCAACUGGAGUCUGAGGAAGCAGUAAUGCCACUAGACACGGGCUACUCAGACGGCAAGUACUUAGAUGAAGAUGAGGAAGCCCCUAUUCCGUAUGAGCCGCGCAACACUGCUGAAGCGAAUAAUGACUGAGAAUGCAAUAACAUGUAAAUUCACUAUCAUUCGUUUAAAUUCCCCAAAACAAAUGUCAUGAUAUUUGUAUCAUUUUGUAAUAGUGGGAUUGUUACGCAGAUAUAACCAUACACCAUUUACUGGAACAGAUUUUGGCUAAAGGAGUAUGGAUAUCGGCUAUAGGAUUUUCAAAUGUUUUAAUUUUAUACUUUUUUGUUUUGUUCUGACUGUCAAACCCUAACAUUUCAAAAGAUAAUGUCACUUUAAAUGAGAGCAAGCUCUGAUUUGUGUUAGCACCUUGUAUAAAAAUAAUUUAAAUAGUGCCUUUUGAUUUUUACCAGAUGAAUCUUAACAUCAAAAGUGCUUAAUGCAUUAAACAGUAUGAACACAUCAUAGAUGUAAACUAUUGUUGUGGUGUCUGGAAAGACCCCAAAACUAAAACUCCCAAGUAAAUAAUUUGCACUUUGAA
Molecule: messenger RNA, 1241 nt
Organism: Boleophthalmus pectinirostris (great blue-spotted mudskipper)
Lineage: Eukaryota; Metazoa; Chordata; Actinopteri; Gobiiformes; Gobiidae
Exons: 4
Coding region: 152-793 (213 amino acids)
Source: RefSeq, a predicted model, not a curated record